This is a messenger RNA of Capsella rubella, 2208 nucleotides long. Its product is annotated as DEAD-box ATP-dependent RNA helicase 16. The transcript is spliced from 14 exons. Bases 129 to 2030 code for a protein of 633 amino acids. The record is from RefSeq and is a predicted model, not a curated record. Gene Ontology annotation, molecular function: ATP binding; RNA helicase activity; nucleic acid binding. Lineage: Eukaryota; Viridiplantae; Streptophyta; Magnoliopsida; Brassicales; Brassicaceae. Gene Ontology annotation, cellular component: nucleolus.
AAGACCUCAAUAUUGAUUUAUUACUCUGUAGUUUGCUUCUAAAGUGAAGUCUUUUGCAUUUCUAUAAGGUUAUUGUUCCAUCUCUUAACUCGGACUUUCAACCUUACCCGGGCCGCCGGAAACUUCUGAUGGGUAAGACGAAGGUGAAACCUGUGGAGGAUGUGAACCCGGAAGUGAUGGAAGAAGUUGAGGAAGCAGAGGAAGUAGAAGAACAGAGAAACGUCGGAGAAGAAGUAGAAGAAGAAGAAGAAAAUGUAGAAGAAGAUGUAGAGAAGAGUUUCGAAGAGCUAGGGCUUGAUUCUCGUCUAAUUCGUGCCCUAAGUAAAAAGAGUAUAGAGAAACCCACUCUUAUUCAGCAAUCAGCCAUUCCUUAUAUUCUGGAAGGAAAAGAUAUAGUUGCUAGGGCAAAGACGGGUUCAGGCAAGACUUUGGCUUACCUUUUGCCAUUGCUCCAGAAGCUCUUUUCAGCAGAUUCUGGGAGCAAGAAGAAGCUUGCUCCUUCUGCCUUUAUUCUUGUUCCAUCUCGAGAGUUAUGCCAGCAGGUCUACACAGAGGUUUCUUCCCUUAUCGAGUUGUGUAGGGUUCAAUUGAAAGCAGUACAGUUGACUAGUAGCAUGCCUGCUACUGAUAUGCGUAAUGCAUUGGCUGCACUGCCUGAGAUUCUUGUCUCCACACCUGCUUGCAUUCCGAAAUGCUUUGCUGCCGGAGUUUUAGAGCCCACUGCUGUCAGUGAAUCACUUGAAAUCCUGGUUCUUGAUGAGGCAGAUCUUUUGUUGUCAUAUGGAUAUGAAGAUAAUCUAAGGUCGGUAACUUCAAUUAUCCCAAGGCGUUGCCAAUGCCUUCUUAUGUCGGCUACCACAAGUUCUGAUGUUGAAAAGUUAAAGAAAUUGAUUCUCCACAACCCAAUCGUUUUGACGCUGACAGAAGAUAGUGAUAAGGAGGAGCCUGUCCCAAGUAAUGUUCAGCAGUUUUGGAUUUCUUGCAGUGCUCAGGAUAAGUUGCUUCACAUUCUUGCUCUCUUGAAGUUAGAAGUUGUUCAGAAAAAAAUUCUGAUAUUCAUCAAUACGAUAGACAUGGGUUUCAAGUUGAAAUUAUUCUUGGAAAAGUUUGGAAUCAAGUCUGCAAUUUUAAAUGGGGAGUUACCUCAGAAUUCUCGGCUUCAUAUCCUUGAGCAAUUCAAUGCAGGUCUUUUUGAUUACUUGAUUGCAACGGAUGAUAAUAGCCAGACUAAGAAAGAAAAGGAAGAGGCUAAAGGUGAGGAUGACAAGGAGAACAAGAAAAAGCGAAGAAAACCGAAGCUGGAUGCUGAGUUCAGUGUAGUUAGGGGAAUUGAUUUCAAAAAAGUUCACACGGUCAUUAACUUUGAUAUGCCUCAAAGUGUUACUGGAUAUAUCCAUCGAAUUGGGCGUACAGGGAGAGCAUAUAGCAGCGGUUCUUCUGUUUCUCUUGUUUCUCCUGAUGAGAUGGAAGGGUUUGAAGCUAUAAAGUCCUUCUUAGCAAGCGACAAGAACAAGGAUAGUGAUAUUAUCACACCCUUCCCUUUGUUGACUGAAAAUGCUGUCGAGUCUCUUAGAUAUAGAGCUGAGGAUGUGGCAAAGAGUGUUACAAAGGUAGCUGUUCGAGAGUCUCGAGCUCAGGAUUUGAGGAAUGAGAUCAUCAACUCCGAAAAGUUAAAAACUCAUUUUGAAGCUAAUCCAAGAGACUUAGAUCUGUUGAGACAUGACAAGCCUCUGAGUAAGACUGCGCCUGCACCACAUCUAAAAGACGUCCCCGAGUAUCUAGUGGACCCAAAGACUCAAGAAGCAAGCAAGAUGGUGAAGCUAAAUGGAGCCGCAAUGGGAAACUCUAGGAGAUCCGGUGGUGGUCGCAACAACAAAAACAAGAAACGUUCCAGAAAAGGCAGCGACCCACUCAAAACCUUCAACCCCAAUGGAUCUAAGAGAGGACAUGGUGGCGGUGUUGGCCAGAAGAAGGAUGGCAAAGAUUCUAGCGAUGGCUCGACCAAACACAAGAAACAUAAGACUGUUUAAGUUUAUUCAUUUUUCUUAUGUGUAACCAAAUUUUGACUCGUUAUAAAUCACACAAAACAAGACAGACAAGAGCAAUCGCCUUAAAGCUCUAUUCUUGUAGCAUCACGAGACAAAAGUUUUGUGAGCAUAUUAGCUUUUUGAGUUUUGGUUUGAUAUAAGAUGUUUGUAAUCAAUCUUA